Acanthoscelides obtectus is the source of this 1429-nucleotide messenger RNA. The record is from the annotation of a GenBank genome assembly. NCBI's taxonomy places the organism in Eukaryota, Metazoa, Arthropoda, Insecta, Coleoptera, Chrysomelidae.
CGUCGCUUGGAACAACAAGUCUAAACUUGUCCGUCGUUCAUAGCGCAUUCGUCCCUUAUAUAUAUAUCAAGUGUGAUCGUUAAGAUGGACAUCGAAUACUAUUUACUGAGUGAUUAAUAUUACGCAAAUAAUUAUGGAUCCUGAAAAUAGAGAUACUCCAGGUGGCUCAAACUACAGAGUAAUAUCUAGAAAAAGAUUAUACGAUAAAAUGCAGGAACAGAACUUACCGAAUUUAGAAGAAAAAUUAAAUUAUUUGGAAAAUAAACUUUUAACACAUGGUGAUUAUAGUCAAGAGCAAAUAAGAGAGUUGAAGCAUAAAUUUUCUUAUAUAAAAAGUGAAUUUAAAAGAAGACGGUCAAAAGGUAAGAGGCAAGAAGACAAAUUGUUAAAAGAGAAUGAUUGGCUGCAAGGAACAUUCCAGAUACCUAAAUCUUCCCAUGGACGUGUUGGUCGACCAUUAAAACCAUUUAGUGAGUUAUCUGAGAGAAGUAGAAGGAGAAAAACAGAGCAACUACGAAACACCGUAAGUAAAGAGGCUCUCGUUCAUGCUGCAAAGGUGAGUUUGCAGAGUUCUGGGAAUAGAGACGCAUCACAAGUUCUCACUGAAUUAGUUAAGUCUCCAAAACGAGGUACUAAGUACAAAAAAGCUUAUGCAACACAUUUGCAAGUCAACGCAACACAACUUACACCUCUUCGUUCGUUAUCAACGUUUGUGGAAGCGGAUCUUUCCAGAAAACACUACGAAGUAAUACGAGAUUCAAAUAAAAAUAUUACCCUUGUUAUACCAUAUUGCAAAAGGAAAAACAAUCCAACCCCAUCAUCUCCAAGAUACUGUCGUCCGAUUAGGAUCAGUUUUAUAAAAGAGACUACUGAUACUACAAACAAUGAAAUCAAAUACAUUCAAAAUCAAAUUGAUGCAUUAGAGAACAGCGUAUUUACGAGAGAAGGGAUAUCUGCGAGUGUAAAACAUGCCAUGGCAUUUACUAUGGUAGAUGAAAAGGUGUGCAACGCUGCCACACAGACAGCGUCUACCAUGAAAUGCUAUAUCUGUGGAGCAACACCAAAGCUUUUUAACGACCUUUCCAUUAAGAGAGAUGUGGAUAGUGGCGCUUUAUCAUUUGGUUUGUCCAUUUUGCAUGCGAGAAUCAGAUUAUUCCAAAGUAUAUUACACCUUUCUUACAAAUUACCUGUAAAAAAAUGGCAGUUAAGAUCCGAAGCUGACAAGACUGUUGUUAAAGAAAGAAAAGGUGAAAUACAAAAAGUAUUUAGGGAAGAAACAGGCUUAAUAGUAGAUGUACCUAAAGCUAAUUUUGGUAACACCAAUGACGGCAACACCAGUCGACGAUUUUUUGCCGAGCCACAAAAAGCAAACUCAGAGGAGCUUACAGACAAAGAACAGAAUGAAUCAGACGACGAACCGUGCCCCUAA